Messenger RNA from Danaus plexippus (monarch butterfly), 1665 nucleotides. RefSeq lists its product as uncharacterized. The transcript is spliced from 3 exons. The record is from RefSeq and is a predicted model, not a curated record. NCBI's taxonomy places the organism in Eukaryota, Metazoa, Arthropoda, Insecta, Lepidoptera, Nymphalidae. Bases 206 to 1450 code for a protein of 414 amino acids.
UGGUAUCCGGAUUGUGACAGUUUUUUAAAGAAAACUCUGUUGCACUGAAUGUCAACGUGAUUUCUUUAUACUACAUUUACACUCUCGCCUCGUACCUCGUCAUUUGCUUCGUCUCGUAUGACAGCUCGCACCUCGCGCGAUUGAUGGCAAAUGAGUGUCUGUUCACAUUCUCGUGGUGAGUUCAGCUGUGUUCAAGCUAAUCAGAAUGGAGGACGUCGAAUUGUUAGCAGCAACAAGUCUAAGCUUACUGAGUUUCUACUGCUAUGCAAAUAAUUUAAAUAAAAGAAAAAUUAAAAAGAGACGGAAACCAAGAAGAUGGUGGUUGUUAUCAAUUCACCGCAACAGAACUCCCCAAAGUAUGGAAAUAAUGUUUCAAAACAUGCUCAAUGAAGAUUCUGACGAGUUUAAGAAUUUUUGUAGAAUGUCACCAAAUGAUUUUGAUUUUUUGCUAAGCAAGGUGGAACCUUUAAUUACCAAGCAAAAAACUAGACUCAGAGUACCAAUCCCCGCAAAAGUGCGCUUAGCUCUAACUUUACGUUUCUUAGCUACAGGCGACAGCUACAGGAGUCUCCACCAUCUAUUCAAAAUUUCUAGUGCAGCCAUCACAAUCAUUAUACAAGAAGUGUGCACGGCUAUCAACACAGUCUUAAAGGAUCAAAUUAAGAUGCCGCGCACUACUACAGAAUGGUUGAACAUAGAAAGUGGUUUCAGCAGGAAGUACCCACAUUGUGUAGGUUGCAUCGAUGGCAAAUAUGUUGUGAUACAGUGUCCAAUCAACAGUGGCACAGAAAAAUAUAAAGGAACAUAUAGUUUUGUGCUCUUGGCUUUAGUUGACAGCAAUUACUGCUUUAUAUUUGCCGAUAUCGGGGCUCAGGACAGAAUAAGCGACGGAGGAGUAUUUCAAAAUAGUGUACUUUGGGAAAAAAUUUCGACAGGGACUAUUAAUUUACCCCCUGAUAGUCAACUUUCUGACGGACAAUGUAAUAUGCCAUAUGUUUUUCUUGGAGAUGGGGCGUUUGCGUUAAGCAAACACGUGAUGAUACCGUUUCCAGGAAACCAUAUCAUGGGUUCGUUACAACGAACUUUUAACAUGAGACUAUCUAGUGCACGUGUUGUCGUUGAAAAUGUUUUUGGGGUUUUAACAACAGUCUUUAGGAUAUUUAAAAAGCCCAUGGAAAUUAAGAAAGAUAAAGCUAAACUGAUAACUAUGACUUGUAUUCUAUUGCAUAAUUUUCUCAGAAACAGCAGAACGUCUAGAGACAUUUAUACACCUCCUGGGACCUUUGAUACAGUUGUUGAUGGCGAAAUAAUGAACGAAGGGUCUUGGAGACGAAAUGUUUGUACUAAUCAAGCUAUAAGACCUAUACCAAUCGUAGGCAGACGUGCCUCACAGAGCGCCAUACUAAUAAGAAAUGAGUUUGCUAGUUUUUUUCUAAAGCAAAAUUGUUAAAAUAUUGGCACAUGAUGUCAUAAGGUAGAUUAUGACACAUUCAUCAGAUCCUUCAUGGGAUAAAAUAUCAGUCCAGCAGAUAUAAUUUUAAUAUUUGUUAGAUUAUAUCCGCUAGACCUUUUUUUACCCAUUUUAGCUAGUAGUAGAGGGUAAAAAAAUACUUGUUGUAGGUGUUAUCUUGAUAGCCACAAGUGAAUAAAGUAUAACUUAAUGAA